This is a messenger RNA of Crotalus tigris (Tiger rattlesnake), 1099 nucleotides long. RefSeq names its product protein S100-A2-like. Gene Ontology annotation, molecular function: calcium ion binding; transition metal ion binding. NCBI's taxonomy places the organism in Eukaryota, Metazoa, Chordata, Lepidosauria, Squamata, Viperidae. Gene Ontology annotation, cellular component: cytoplasm. The record is from RefSeq and is a predicted model, not a curated record. The coding region runs from base 680 to 994 and encodes 104 amino acids. The transcript has 4 exons.
ACACAUACACACACACAUAAACAGAGCUUUUUUGGGCAACUGGGAAAAGCUGGGAAAAGAAUGGGCACCCUUUCAGGGCUCUUGACGGUUAUUCAACAGGGAGAGAGGGAGGGGAUGUUAUGCCCUCUGCGUAUGCUCAGGAGCUAGGCAUGUGGGGGAAAUGUCUUCUUUUUUCAGCGAAAUGGUAGCUUCAAACGGCCAUUAAACGGAUAGUCGUAAGUCGAGGACUACCAGCAAUGAGAUUUAAAGCCAGCCUGGUCCAAUCCUCCGAAUGGGAAUUUUAUCCCGUUGUCGGUCACGAACAAACAGCAGCAUCUUUCCUGGCUCAAAGCUGAACUUCGAACAACUCCACCACGCCUGUUGGAUGACUCAUCUCGUUAACAUCCAGCAUAGUCAUCUCGGCUCCAGAUUUUUUCGGGGAAACGUACGCUGCUGGAGAUCUACUGGGCUCACUUUCUCCAGUCCCCGAGGUCUCCUGCCAAACUGGUUUGAGAAAUGGUAGGAAAUCUGGGUGAGGCUCGAACGCAGAACCGGCUGGGAGGGAAGAGCAACCGGAAAGGUGAAAAGGAGGAUUAGAAGGCGUCCUGAGACGCAGAAGAAAAAGCCGGCGCAAUCCGUAUCUUUAUAGCUGCUUUCCCACCCCUCCUUCUUCUCCUCUUUAUCUCAGCUCGAAUCCAAGAUGGAGACGCCGCUUGAAGAAGCCUUAGGCGUGAUGGUCGAAACCUUUUACAAAUAUUCCGCAAAGGAAGGCGACAAAUACAAACUCAACAAAAAAGAGAUGAAGGAGCUGCUUCUGGAGGAAAUGCCCAAUUUUGUCAAGGUGAAGAAGGGGAAGAUCAACGAACGGGGUUUUGAAUUUCUGAUGGAGAAACUGGACAACAACGAAGACGAAGAAUUAGACUUCCAGGAGUACGCUGUGUUUUUGGCCCUGACGGCCUCGCUCUGCUACGCAUUCUUCCAGGAAUGUGCGGACGAGAACAAUCGGAAGCAAUGAAGUUGGCGCUUGGGGUGGGGUGGGAAUUUGGGGGGGCUAUGUCUCUUGUGACGAUCCAUAGGAGGUCUCUCCCUGCUGGCAAAUAAAGAUAUUUUUUUUUUUGAA